This is a messenger RNA of Caretta caretta (loggerhead turtle), 910 nucleotides long. NCBI's taxonomy places the organism in Eukaryota, Metazoa, Chordata, Testudines, Cheloniidae. The record is from RefSeq and is a predicted model, not a curated record.
AUGGCGGCGCCCCUGGGCGGGAAGCGCCUGAUGGUGAGGUGGCGCCGCGGCCGGAGCAUCCCUGGGGGCGGGGCCGGGGGUCGCCGGGCCAGGCAGACGCUCCGCGAGGGGCGGAUUCAGCCGGGCGGCGCCCAGCGGGUGGGGAUGUGCUCGGCGCGGCCGCUCUAUGGACCCGGGGGCGCUUUCUCGUCACUCCUUCCCUACAGCCGGGCUAUUCAGACCACAGCUGUGUGUCACAAGAACCGGGCAGCCCGAGUGCGAGUUGGGAAAGGAGACAAGCCGGUGACGUACGAACAGGUCCACCCACCCCACUACAUCGCCCAUCGCAAGGGCUGGCUCUCCCUGCACACCAGUAACCUGGACGGGGAGGGCGGGGCGGCCGAGCGCACCGUGGAGGACGUCUUCAUCCGCAAGUUCAUCUACGGCACCUUCCACGGCUGCCUGGCCAAUGAGAUUGUGCUGAAGCGCCGCGCCAACGUGCUGGUCGUCUGCGCCGUCUUCCUGCAGCGCCUGCCACCCUACAAGUUCUACUUCCUGGUGGGCUACACCGAGACGCUGCUCUCCUUCCUCUACAAGUGCCCCGUCCGGCUGGAAGUGCAGACCCUGCCCGAGAGGGUCAUCUACAAGUACCUAUAGCACCGCUGGACCCCUGGGCGAGGCCUGCCCCCUGGCAGCCGGGCAUCCCACCUCUCCCCUGGGCUAGCCUGUGCCUGACUCAGGUCACCUGCUGUCCUGUCUCUCACUGGCCCGUUGUGGGGCAGGGCACCCACGCUCCACAUGGGCCCGAGGAGGCUGUGGACCCAUGGGUGGUGGCCGUGGGGUGCUCUGGUGUGGGUGUUACUGAGGCUCUGGACGUAGCAGUGGCCCGGCCCAGCAAUGGGGAAUAAAAGCACUCUGGCCCCUGUGUCCA